AAUUAGAAAUUCACUCGCCCAAGAUCUCAAAUAAUCUGAACCCUACUUCCGCUUGUAUUACUGUUUCUUUCCAAUUCAUCCGAUCUACUCCGUAUAUCUCUUCAGCGCUCUAUCUCACCCAGACAGUCGUACGCUAUAUUGUGCUUGCAGUUUCCAUCUCCGCUUCCCCUAGGUCGGAAGCAGUCUACACCACGGCCGUUCGUCUAGUAUCCUGAGGUUUUUGAAAAUGGCUAAUUUUGCUAAGCCUGAGAAUGCUUUAAAGCGAGCUGAAGAGUUGAUCAAUGUUGGUCAAAAACAAGAAGCCCUACAGUCUCUUCAUGAUCUCAUCACCUCAAGGAGGUACAGGGCAUGGCAAAAGUCACAUGAGAGAAUAAUGUUCAAGUAUGUGGAGCUGUGUGUUGACAUGAGAAGAGGAAGAUUUGCCAAAGAUGGUCUAAUUCAGUAUCGUAUUUGCUGCCAGCAAGUUAAUAUUAACUCAUUGGAAGAGGUUAUAAAACAUUUUUUGCAUCUUGCCACUGAGAGAGCUGAGUUGGCACGCACUCAGGCACAGGCUCUAGAGGAAGCUUUGGAUGUGGAUGAUUUGGAAGCAGAAAAGAGGCCUGAAGAUUUGAUGUUGAGUUAUGUGAGUGGAGAGAAGGGGAAAGAUCGAUCGGAUCGUGAGCUAGUCACUCCUUGGUUUAAAUUUUUAUGGGAAACAUAUAGAACUGUGCUUGAAAUCUUGCGAAACAAUUCUAGGCUUGAAUCUUUGUACGCUAUGACAGCACACCGGGCCUUCCAGUUUUGCAAGCAGUACAAACGAACAACUGAGUUUCGUCGUUUAUGUGAGAUCAUUAGAAACCAUCUUGCAAAUCUAAACAAAUACAGAGACCAGAGAGACCGCCCCGAUCUGUCUGCUCCAGAAAGUUUGCAGCUAUACUUGGACACAAGAUUUGAGCAGCUAAAAGUUGCCACUGAGCUUGGUCUUUGGCAGGAAGCAUUCCGCUCUAUUGAAGACAUUUAUGGACUGAUGUGCCUUGUUAAGAAAAUCCCUAAAACAUCAUUGUUGGCUAUUUACUAUGCUAAGCUUACUGAGAUAUUUUGGAUUUCAUCCAAUCACCUCUAUCAUGCUUAUGGAUGGCUAAAGCUUUUCUCCCUACAAAAAAGUUUCAACAAGAACUUUAGCCAGAAAGAUUUGCAGUUGAUAGCAUCAUCUGUUGUUUUAGCAGCACUAUCAGUGCCACCCUAUGACAAUUCAUAUGGUGCAUCUCAUUUGGAGCUUGAAAAUGAGAAAGAGAGGAGUUUCCGUUUAGCUAAUUUGAUUGGAUUUGAUAUUGAGCCAAAAGCUGAGAGCAGAGAAGUGCUUUCCCGUUCAUCGCUUCUGUCAGAAUUGGUUUCCAAAGGUGUAAUGACAUGUGUUACACAAGAAGUGAAAGAUCUUUACCAUGUUCUAGAGAAUGAGUUUCUUCCUUUGGAUCUGGCACUGAAAGCACAACCUUUAUUGAUCAAAAUCUCAAAGCUUGGCGGUAAACUAUCAUCAGCUUCUUCUGUUCCUGAGGUGCAAUUGUCUCAAUAUGUUCCAUCUUUGGAGAAAAAUGUCACUCUGAGAUUGCUGCAGCAGGUGUCUCAAGUGUAUCAAACAAUACAGAUUGACAACUUAUCUAGAAUGAUUCCUUUCUUUGACUUCACUGCUGUUGAAAAGAUUUCGGUGGAUGCUGUUAAGCAUAACUUUGUGGCCAUUAAAAUUGAUCACAUGAAGAGUGCUGUAUUCUUUGGCAAACAGAGUAUUGAAUCAGAAGGCCUUCGAGAUCACCUGUCUGCUUUGGUAGAAUCUUUGAGGAAAGCAAGUGUAAUGAUCUAUCCUCCAACAGAAAAGGCUGCAAAACAUGGAGAGACACUUUCAGAUUUGACUGAAGUAGUUGAGAAGGAACACAAGAGACUUCUUGCUCGGAAGUCUAUAAUUGAGAAGCGCAAGGAAGAUCAAGAGCGGUUGCUAUUGGAAAAGGAACGUGAGGAAGAGUCAAAAAGACUAAAACAACAAAAAAUCACUGAAGAGGCUGAGCAGAGAAGGCUUGCUGCUGAGUUUGAGGAGCGAAAGAAUCAAAGAAUUCUAAGGGAAAUUCAAGAGAGAGAGAGGGAAGAGGCCCAAGCUAAACUGGAUGAAUCUCAAAAAGGCACUAAGAAGAAAGGGAAAAAAACAAUACUAGAGGGAGAAAACAUAACUAAACAGACUGUGAUGGAAUAUGUUCUGAGCGAGCAACUCAGGGAGAGACAAGAGAUGGAGAAAAAACUGCAAAAGCUUGCCAAAACUAUGGAUUAUUUGGAGAGAGCUAAAAGAGAAGAAGCAGCACCAUUGAUACAAGCUGCUUUUCAACAGCGGUUGGAAGAAGAGGCUGCUCUUCAUGAACGUGAACAACAGCAAGAGGUUGAAAUUAGCCGGCAACGUCAUACAGGUGAUGUUUUAGAAAAGAGGAGGCUGAGUCGCAUGAUGGUGAACAAGGAAACUUUUCAAGCAAGAGUUGUCAGUCAUAGAGAGGCUGAACACAGUAGAAUGAGAAGGGAGAGGGAGGAACGAAUCAAUCAGAUUAUUCAGGCACGGAAGCAGGAGAGGGAGGCUAAGAGAAAGAUGAUUUUCUUUUUAAAAUCUGAAGAGGAGCGUCUGAAUAAGUUGCGCGAAGAAGAGGAAGCUCGUAAGUGUGAAGAAACAGAGAGGCGUAAGAAAGAAGAAGCCGAGCGCAAGGCCAAACUGGAUGAGAUGGCGGAAAAGCAGAGGCAAAGGGAGCUUGAGCUCGAAGAAAAGGAGAGGAAACGGAAAGAAGAGCUCUUGGGGAAGUCGGUGGCUGUUCCAGCUAGACCUAUUGAGUCAUUAGCCCGUCCUCAAGAAGUUGGACCCACUGCUCCUGCAGCAGCAGCAGCUGUGCCAGCACCUACAAAUAAGUAUGUGCCCAAGUUUAAGCAGAGGAUGGUUGAGGGUGCUGCCCAGGCUCCUCCUGCUGAAACUGAUAGAUGGGGUGGCAACAGGCUAGACGAUAGCCGGGGACAUUCUGAUAGGUGGCGGGAAGAUCGUGACCGGAAACCCUUUAGUGCUGGAUCAAGGUCUGGAACAUGGUCAUCCUCUAGGAACCGUGCGUAAAGCUGAAGAUCCAUGCUUUGACUUUGACGUCAGCAGUAUGUGAAUUUGAGUCAGACCUUCCACCAAGUCAUAAAUCGAGUUCUAGAAAUCUGUCUUUUUAUGCAAGCAUUUCAAGAAUUAUAAAUUAUUGAAUUGUUUAUGUCCAAGUCCCGAUUUGAAUAGCGAGCGUUAUUUUUCAUUAGUUAUAUAAGCCUUUUAUUGGUACUUGGACUCGUGUUCUUGGUUUGAAAUUUUUUGUAAGUUUUUUUGGGAUUACACUUAAAAGAUAGUUCGUUUCAUUACAGUGUCGUUCUAAAUUCUAAUAAUUUUUCACUGGGUCAA
Molecule: messenger RNA, 3430 nt
Organism: Cuscuta europaea
Lineage: Eukaryota; Viridiplantae; Streptophyta; Magnoliopsida; Solanales; Convolvulaceae
Source: the annotation of a GenBank genome assembly